UGGUCAUCGCAAUAAAAGACGCUCCAUUCGUCUUCAGUCUUCACCAUUUCACUCUUCCACUUCGCACUCACGCUUGAUGCAGAGCUGAUCCCCAAACGCCAGAAAAAGAUCAUCCACACAGCAAUCCGUUCCUCUCCCUCCCUUCCGAUUCCUCAAGCGAUCGUAAGCGCUCCAGCUUCUCCAGACCAACAAUUUUCCUGUUUUAGGAAGAGGAAUGAAUCCUAACUUCACAUCAGUAAUGGAGGGAGCCGCUGAGUCCACGGCUACUGCCCGGGCGGUGGGAUUCAGAUUUCAUCCUCGCGAUGAUGAACUCGUGAACUACUAUUUGCGUUAUAAAUUACUUGGCGAGAAUACUGGUUCUAUUUCCAUACCUGAGAUCAAAGUGUAUUCUUUUGAUCCUUGGGAGUUACUCGGUUGGAUGGACAAUAAACUUGAUGAGUGGAUUUUUUAUUGUUAUUGUCCGCGUCAUUAUAAAUAUGUCAACAGCAAAAGAUCAAAUAGGACUACGAAAAAUGGUCAUUGGAAACCUACGGGCAAGGUGCGUGAGGUAAAGAUGAAGAGAACCAAGAAAAAAAUUGGUACGAAGAAGACUUUGGUUUUCUAUAAAAAGGAGGAAGGUUCUUCUAAAGGAAUCAUCACACAGUAUGUGAUGCAUGAGUAUGAGUACAUAGCGGAUCCAAACUCACCAUCUAAGGUAAAUUGCUUGUUCAUUGGUACUUCCACAUAUCAUAAUUUAGUUUCCAUGGUCGAUGCUGAAUUUAGCACUUUUUUGCUUACAUACAUGCAUGAAAUACUUGAUGGUGUAGUGUUGGCAUUCCUUUUGCGAUGUUCUAUUGUUGUUAAUUUCACUUACAUUAUGGUACAUGUUUCAACUGCUUUGUGUCCUUUAUUUGUUAUCAAGACAUAAUAGUAGAAGUUUGAUAUGAUUAUCUGGUGGUGUGAUUUGGUUCUUCAUUCGUUAUACCAUGCAGCGUAAGUUAGGUUGGUAAUUGUGUAUCACUUGCAGGAAAAUUUCACACUUUGCAAAUUGAAGAGGAAGAGAGAUAAACGGAUCAAUAAAAAUGAUAACAAGCUAGAUCAUCGUGUGACCAUGCAUUCCAGCCGUGAGCAGUGUCACCCUAUUUCUGAUGUUGGAAAAUCCAACCCUAGUUACAAGGCAACUCUGCCUAAUGCUUUUGAUUGUGAAAAUCAAAGGCCACCUCUAUUGGGAGGUAAUGGGUGUUCGAGCAUAGUGCAGACUACUUGUGAUAGUAGUGAGGCGAGUCGCCUAGUGAUUUCUGAUUUUGGAAAUCAAACGUCACCAUCUUGUGAGUACAGUGAAGCAAACUGUAUGAAGAUUUCUGAUUUCUUAACUCCCAUUACACCUCCAGUGAAAAUCGAUGAUUAUCAAGUUUGUCGUGAAUAUAGCGAGGCGAGUUGCCUAGUGGCUUGUGAUUUGAGAAGUCAUGUAUCACCACUUAAAGACGAUGGGUGCUCAUCUCUAGUGAUGCCAUCGAAAGAUUUGGAAAGUCAUUCAAUUUUCGAGAAUGAUAAACUGUACAAUUUAGUGGACUCCGUUAGUGGAAUCCACCCGCACCAGACGGUACAAGUAGAACAACCGACUCCUUACGAGGGGGAGCUUUAUAAUUCAGCUGCACCAAGUCUUGAAGCUGAGAACGAGAAGCUUCUUGAGAACUCCUUCCUUACUAGAACUAAUUUCGGUGACUGGGUCAAUUCUGCAUUUCCAGAGAUAAGCCAAGAAUUGAUUGAUCUAAUGGUAAACUACUAGCCAGAUUGCAUCAUCUGACUCUCCCCUUCUGCGAGCCAGUCUGGAACUUGGAAAACCAGAUCUCUAUUUAGCUUUGGUGCUUCCUCUUAUCAGCCAAUAUGAUGGCCGCCAUGCAUCUAUGUAUGUUGGGUGUUAUUCAAAAGCGGAGUAUAUGUACUAGCCUUCGUUUCAGGAAUCUGGAUGUGUGCUGAUUUCACAUAAUGUGAACAAGGCUGAUCAUUUAGGCACUUUGUGGUUUCCUGUUUCUAUUUUGUUAAAUAUAGGGUCGUUUGCUUCAAGGAUUUGGACAACUCUUACCAUCAAAUAAAGGAUAAGGAUCCCCGUUUUGUGAGUGAUUUAUUUGUUAUUGUUACUCUGCAGUUUCCGGGAACACAGAUUCUUGUGAAUCACGUUCAUCCUCUUCAAAGUCUGUUUAUCAGAUUGAAAACUUACUGCUUGGCUAUGUACUGUGACCCAACAUAGAGUUUCGUUAUAUGUUCCUAAAGAAAGUGUUGGCUUCCAUUUCAGUAAAUCAAUGACAAACACAUUACUUAUUCAUGAACAUAAUUUUGUUGUUUUAUGAUGAUGUAAUCUAAUUAAGG
Messenger RNA from Linum tenue, 2349 nucleotides. NCBI's taxonomy places the organism in Eukaryota, Viridiplantae, Streptophyta, Magnoliopsida, Malpighiales, Linaceae. The record is from the annotation of a GenBank genome assembly.